Messenger RNA from Fusarium sp. VM40, 1299 nucleotides. Lineage: Eukaryota; Fungi; Ascomycota; Sordariomycetes; Hypocreales; Nectriaceae. The record is from the annotation of a GenBank genome assembly.
AUGAAUCGAUUAGAUCCCUCACAACAACAAUCUGAAAGCUUGGCAUCCAAGUCUUUAUCCCAAACACCAACACCAACACCAUCACCACCACCCUUUUCAACAACUUCAAUGGCUGAUAUUGGAACCGAGUCCGGAAAUCUUUUCCGACUAAAAGACGUCCUCUCAUAUUUUGCUGCUGUCAAAGGCGACCUCUCCAACGUCACAGCCCCUCCUUUCAUUCUCGCCCCUAAAUCCGCCAUUGAGAUUCCAGCCGCCUGGGCAUGUCAUCAUGAUCUCUUCCUCCAACCGGCCGACGAGCCCGAUGCUGGAGUUAGGGCUCUCCUAUUGGCCAAGAACUAUGUUUGCAGUCUGAAGCAACUCGUUGGAGCAGACUCGGCAGAUGUUGGCAAGAAACCAUUGAAUUCCUUCCUCGGUGAACUAUUCCUUGGUGCCUUCUCCGACAAAGCUGGCUCACAAUCACAAUUGAUUAUCGAGCAAGUAUCGCACCAUCCACCCGUCACGGCCUGCUCCAUAUACAAUAGGGAGCGAGGCAUGUCGUCAAUUGGCUUUGUGGGACAAGAAACAUCCUUCAGCCUUGUUAGCGGAGUGACCGUUCGCCCAACUGGCUAUGCUAUCAUAAAGGACGACAAGCACAAUGAGCAGAGCCUCAUGACCAUGCCGACAAUAUUGGUAAAAGGUGUAACAACAGGAAAUCCAUACCCCGAACUAGAAGGCUCGAGCUACAUAGCCAGCUCAAGCGGAUAUCUAACGAAAAUCGGAUUCCACGGCAAAGGAAGACUCGGUUAUGGGCAGAAGAACCAAGUUGUAUCCGAAGUUUUUGCUCCGGGUAACAGAGACAAGCCAUUGUAUCGUAUUACCGGGCAAUGGACGGGCACUUUGACGAUCCAAGACUCAUCAAACACCACCCUGGAGGAGUUUCAUGUUGAUAAAGUACCCAUCUCACCAUUGAAAGUCGCACCUGUAGAAGAACAAACGCCAUGGGAGUCACGUCGAGCUUGGCGGAAAGUUACACAAGGCAUCGAAAAUCACGACUUCGAAAAGGUGUAUGCGCACAAGAGCGCCCUCGAAGAGUCACAAAGAAGACGGCGGCUGGAAGAGCAGAAGAAAGGCGUUGAAUGGAAUAGACUAUUUUUCACUCGGUCUGCGAAAGGGGACGAUACAGCGGCAUCUUUACUUACAAAGAUACCUGAAAGUCUAGAUGGCUUAGAUACAACAAAGACGAACGGUGCCUGGAGAUUCAUCGGGGUUCAAGAAGCAGAUAACCUAAAGUCUAAGUUGAGCAAGGAUACUUUACCAUAG